Messenger RNA from Corylus avellana, 792 nucleotides. NCBI's taxonomy places the organism in Eukaryota, Viridiplantae, Streptophyta, Magnoliopsida, Fagales, Betulaceae. The record is from RefSeq and is a predicted model, not a curated record.
AUGACCAUCACUCUUGACGAUCUGAGGGGAGACUCUCCAGCCAUAUGUGGGGACUUCAAUAAAAUCAAAGAGGAGGUGAUCAGAGCUGUGGGUGAGGAUCCAAACGAGGUAGAACGGCUGCUGACUGAGAGGAUCUUGAUGGAAUUCGUUCAAUUCCACAUGAAAAAGAGAGAACCGUCCCUGGAGAAGAAGAAGAAGAGGAUUGCCUUGAAAAUUAUACCACCCAAGAAGCCAUUGGAGUCAAAACCCAACAACUUCGGAAAAAUCAACAAGAAUCAAGAAAAGGAAGAAGAAGAAGAAGGAAAGUCCAGGAAACCCAAGAGGCAGAGGAAGAACCCGACGGAGAUCAAACAAGCGGUUCCGGACCAACUACCUUGCAUGCCAACCGAGUUCAAGAACAGAAUCAUGGGGCUGCAGGGUUCGGACAUCAAUCUUGUCAUUCAAAAAGUUUUGACUGACACUGAUAUGAAAGUAUCUCAGGACCGGCUUUCGAUUCCAAGGGGCCAAAUGAGGUAUGAUUUUCUAAGCAGUGAGGAACAAGCGAGUCUUGAGGAGAAAGAAGCAGAUGGGAAACAUUUCAAAGGCAUGGAAGUGCCAUUGAUAGAGCCAGGCCUUAAGGAAUCGAGCAUCUUCUUGAAGAAGUGGAAAUUGGGUAACAGCUGCAGCUACAUGUUGAGCAACCCAUGGAUAAAUAUUGCAAAGGGAAACGGGCUCAAGUCAGGAAAUGAUGUACAGCUUUGGUCCUUCAGAGUCAACCAAAGGCCCCACUUGGCCCUUAUUAAGCUUAGAUAA